CAGAUGUGACUCAGUCCUCUGUGUAUAAGAGUAAUAAUAAAACAGAUCCAACACACUGCAUCGGUGUGUCUGAUGUCUCUAGCCGCACUCUCUCCGUCAUAAGACAAACUGCUUCCUGCGGCUGUCAGCAGCUCUCUGAUGCGGCCAGGCAGCAUCCUCUCUCCGGAGUCCAGUCGUGAAUGAGGAGGGCCGGUGGCCGACUGGGAGGGGUCCUUUGAUUUAAAGGCUGCCUCCUCCUGGAUGGAGUCCGGCUGUGUGCAGGCAGCGAUGGCCACGGGAGAUGUCUCGAAAAAAGCGUCGGCUCGGAACGUGGCGGUGGAGCGAAAAAACCUCAUCACCGUCUGCAGGUUUUCAGUAAAGACGCUUUUAGAGAAAUACACUGCCGAGCCCAUAGAUGAUUCAUCUGAGGAGUUCAUCAAUUUCGCAGCCAUCCUUGAACACAUCCUCAGCCACCGUUUCAAAGGAUCUGGCAGCUGGUUUGAUGGUCAGAGGAGUUACUGGGACUAUAUCCGUCUGGCCUGUGCCAAAGUUCCCAACAGCUGCAUCAGCAGCAUCGAGAGCAUGGAAAACAUCAGCACCUCACGAGCUAAGGGGCGAGCCUGGAUGAGAGUUGCGCUGAUGGAGAAAAGGCUGUCUGAAUACAUCGCCACAGCUCUGAGGGACAGCAGAACAACCAGGAGGUUCUAUGCAGAAGGAGCCAUCCUGUUAAGAGAAGAAGCCACGGUCCUAACAGGGAUGCUUAUAGGCCUUGGCGCCAUAGAUUUUAGUUUUUGUCUGAAAGGGGAGGCAUUGGAUGGGAAAUCUUCUGCUGUGAUAGACUACACACCGUACUUAAAGUUCACACAAAGCUAUGACUACCUGAGCGACGAUGACGAUCGACAGAGUGUUGACAGCAGUACAAGUGAUGACAGCUUCCCCGAACACCCGUACAUCCCUCUGGUCACUGACGAGGAGAGCUGGAGCACAAAAUGUCGCAAGAUGGAGCAGAGGUUCAAGAUCGUCAAUGCUCAGAAGGGUUACCUGGAGGAGCUUGUGCGUCUGCGUGAGUCCCAGCUGAAGAAUGCUGAAACAGAGAACAAGAGGCUAAAGGCGCGACUGGAGGAGCUGCACAGCUACGGUCUGCAGGAGAAGAAGGAACUGGAGUCCAUAGUCCUGGAGCUUCAGGAACAACUGACAAGCUUGAUUCCAUGUGACUCCAACCACCUGUCCAAAAACCUGUCAAUCCCUUUGGUCAACCAGUGGCCAACACUCCAGCCAUACAACAACCAAGAUGACGACGUCAAGCUGUUCCGCAGGAGGAGUUUUCCCAGCACAGAGCUGCUGUCAGUGGAGAUCAGCCUGGAUUCAGACUCCCAGAGGAUGGAGGGGAAACAGAAUGGAGGAGCCUGGUGCACAGAAAAGGACUACACCCCCUCCAUGAUGGGCCUGUGUGGGUCCUUGGCCUCUCUCCCAAGCUGCAAGUCCCUGGCUAGCCUCAAGUCCAGCGAGUGCCUGGUCAAUAUCAGCACAGAGAAUAGUCCUGCCCUCUCUCCCAGCUAGGGGGAGCCAAAGAAACACUGCCAACCACUUAACAGACACUGAAACAAUUCAACAUGAAUACGAAAAGACUACUUUUGGUAGGUGGACCAAUGCUGUCUUGUGUGGCCCUUACGUGAGUCCCUUUACCUUUAAGCUCUGAGCCCAGCACACUCACAGCUUACACCUUUUAAGUGAAAGAGUAGCCUCCGUGUCUCAGACUGCCCAACAAAAAUGCAGGAAUAGCUGCUGUACUGCCUGACGGCCUCCUUUAGUUUCAUUGUCUUUAAAUGUAUUGACAUGAUUAAGUCUCCUGAAAUGCAAACAACAGGUUCAAGUUUGACCUCUCUUACAUCCACAAUGCUUAAUUUUAUGCACUUGAAGUCAUGGAUCUGUAUGUCAAAACUCGUUGUAGGGCUGUUAUGUAUGUACUUGUCCAUUUGUCUGUGUCUUAUCAGUCUGUCAGUGUAUCUUACUCUGCUUAUUGCAUAAUACUGUCAGUGCAGGAUGGAUGACCUGUUUUAACUUUUUGGGAAAAAGAAACAACGUUUUUGACAUAUUAUAUUACACUAUUAUAAGAGAGAUAAAAAAAGAGAGGCUUAUAAUGUGCUGAGUAAAAGCGGUCAGACUGUUUUAUGAUGAAGAUUAUUUAAAAAUUUACAGGUGCAUCUUCAUGAUGCUAGGACAAACAACAGUUUAGACCUUAUUAAAUCAAACAGUAGGUUAGACACAGAUUUUAGAUUUUAACAUGCAAGAUCUGUCAGGCUAAAGAGGUUUGCAGAGCCAUUACAAUGUGAACAUAAAAAAACAGACCGAAUAUCUAUUGCAUACAAAUGCAAAAUGCAUUGUGACUAUGCAGAAUGAAUGUUUUCAUUGUCUUUUUCUACAAACCUGGCUUGAUAGAGUAGUUCAAGAGGGAGAGAAAUAGUGAAUGUGCAACGUGCGUAUGCGUGUCAUUUGAUUGUUUACUGUCAUUUUCUCCCCUAUGAUCUCCUCUUUUUAUAUUCAUUUCAUGGCAUACUUACCUCUAUUGUUUACCAUCAUGUAAUCUGCAAUCUCAUGCAAUGUUGUUGAAAGGGAUAUGUUGUGUUAUUUAAAAUUGCAAUAAAAAUGCCUCUUCUUUUUUUUUUUUUGUUUUGAAACAUUAAA
Scatophagus argus is the source of this 2664-nucleotide messenger RNA. It is a transcript of the gene rundc3ab, whose product is annotated as RUN domain containing 3Ab. The coding region runs from base 241 to 1539 and encodes 432 amino acids. The transcript has 11 exons. NCBI's taxonomy places the organism in Eukaryota, Metazoa, Chordata, Actinopteri, Scatophagidae. Gene Ontology annotation, cellular component: cytosol. The record is from RefSeq and is a predicted model, not a curated record.